GGAAUGUAAAACUCGACGCGAGGACCACGAGUGAGAGAGUUCGGCGAAUUAGGAUCUUUCUGGACAUCCGCUGGGUAUAAAGAGCCAGAUCUCGUAGCCCCCAGCAUCAGUUGCUUAACUUCGCAGUCAGCUUACGCACCAAACAUGAAGGUAGCCGUCGUUUUUAUCGCUGUUGUAGCGUGCGUCGCUGCUCAAGGUACUUUUACGACGAAGUACGACAACGUUGACAUCGAUCAAAUCCUCAGAAGUACUCGGCUCCUCAAUAAUUACGUCAAUUGUCUUCUCGAUGCUGGAAAUUGUACUCCCGAUGGUAAAGAGUUGAAGAAAUCACUGCCCGAUGCUCUGGCCAGUGGUUGCGCCAAAUGUAGCGAAAAGCAGAAGGCCGGCAGCGAGAAGGUCAUCCGGUUUCUAGUAAAUGAGCGUCCACAAAUUUGGGAAAAACUCUCCGCGAAAUACGAUCCCAACAACGAGUACAAGAGCAAGUUCCAAAACGAAGCUAAUAAACGUGGAAUCACCGUUUAAGAGACAAACAAAAGCGGACCGAAGGUUUUGAGGGUGAUGAAACGAAAAUGUCUCAUUAUAGUAAUGCAAUGAUUCUCAUUCGAACUUCUUAAAUUGUCUCGACAUCGUUACAUAUCUCGUGUUUAUCAUUUUGUUAUUUUUUAUAUGUCAUUGUAAAUGAAUUUUGAAUAAAACACUCAAAACUUA
Molecule: messenger RNA, 708 nt
Organism: Venturia canescens
Lineage: Eukaryota; Metazoa; Arthropoda; Insecta; Hymenoptera; Ichneumonidae
Product: ejaculatory bulb-specific protein 3-like
Exons: 4
Coding region: 145-522 (125 amino acids)
Source: RefSeq, a predicted model, not a curated record